Messenger RNA from Acanthoscelides obtectus, 246 nucleotides. The record is from the annotation of a GenBank genome assembly. Lineage: Eukaryota; Metazoa; Arthropoda; Insecta; Coleoptera; Chrysomelidae.
AUGGAUGUCAUUAAUAUUAAUACUUGCCAAGACCCAUUAAUCCAAAGAAAUACCACCCAUAUGAGAGAAGCAGUGAGUAGCAGAGAGCGAUUAAUUGCUACGCUACGGUACUUAGCAACUGGAAAGAGUGUUGAAGACUUGAAGUUUAGUUGUGCAAUCUCCCCACAGCUUCUCGGGAAAAUAAUACCUGAAACUUGUUGGGCAUUAUUUAUGACACUAAAAAACGAAUAUUUGAAGGAUGCUUAA